Cadophora gregata is the source of this 2427-nucleotide messenger RNA. RefSeq lists its product as uncharacterized. The coding region runs from base 1 to 2427 and encodes 808 amino acids. The record is from RefSeq and is a predicted model, not a curated record. NCBI's taxonomy places the organism in Eukaryota, Fungi, Ascomycota, Leotiomycetes, Helotiales, Ploettnerulaceae. Gene Ontology annotation, cellular component: nucleus. Gene Ontology annotation, molecular function: DNA binding; zinc ion binding; DNA-binding transcription factor activity, RNA polymerase II-specific. Gene Ontology annotation, biological process: regulation of DNA-templated transcription; DNA-templated transcription. The transcript is spliced from 6 exons.
AUGUCGGCGAACGCAGAAGCCGGUCAAGCCGGGUCAGGCUCUGGAUCGAGCCCAGAAGAUGCACCUCUACAAAUGGAACAGACAGCGACAGUCGAUGGGAAACCCCUCGAGAAGACAAUAUCGUGUACCUCAUGUCGAAAACGGAAGCUAAAGUGCGAUCGUGUCAAACCAAGCUGCGGAACUUGUUCAAGAUUGCGCCAUGACUGCGAAUAUCCUGAACGGCGGAGGAAUCUAGGAUCUAAGCGGCGCAACAUGAAGGAAUUGGAAGCAAGACUGGCGGAAGUUGAAACCAGACUUGUGGCGGAAACAAAGGCUGCGGCUGCCGCAGCUGCGGCAAAUACCCAAGCUCCAACUACAGCGCCGGCACCAGCACCAGCUACUACAUCCGUUGAAACCGACUGGAAUGCUAUUGGAAUGGAUAUGGACAUGGAUAUGAACAUCGAUCUUAGUGGCCCUCCACUCUUGGAACCAAACUUUGAGAUGCCAUCAACUGGUUUCGGAGCCGUAGAUACGGAACCAUCUCCAGCAAAUAACUUUUAUUCUCAGGAACUUCUGCAGCUGGGACUCGACGAGCCCCUUCCGCCACAAGGAAUGAUGGAUGAACUGCAUCAAAUAUAUUUCGAUUUGUUUCACCCAACCAUGCCACUGAUGCACAAGUAUCGAUAUUACGCAUCCUUAGACAGAGCACCACAAGCACGCCCCCCUGUAUGUCUCCGGUAUGCUAUGUGGGCGACGGCUUGCUCUUUGUCCGACAAGUAUAUGUGCCUCGAAGAUCUCAUGUAUCAACGCGCGAGACACUAUAUUCAGGCUGCAGAGAUGAAAGGACACGGCGAAGCAUUCGUGACUAUAUAUCACGCACAGACCUGGGCCUUGAUCGCUUUCUUCGAGGCGAAGAAAACCUACUUCUCCCGAUCCUGGAUGAGCACUGGACGAGCAGUACGACUGGCACAAAUGCUCGGGUUGUAUCGACUUGAUGCUGAGGGCUCAGAAGUGAAGCAGAUAUUGCCUCCUCCCAGGGAUUGGAUUGAGCUUGAGGAACGACGCCGUACUUUUUGGGCGGCGUUCUAUGGUGAUAGAUGGGCAAGUUCUGGUACUGGCUGGCCCAUGCUAAUCAACGAAACCGAGAUUAGAACAAAUCUUCCUGCGUCUGAAGAAGCUUUCGAAUUAGGUGUCGCUGAACAAACCCCAUCCCUCGCAGAAGCGCUCACCCCCGAAGGAGCGAGCACUAUUUCCCCUUUUGGUGGCGUCAUUUUGUCCGCCACACUUUACGGUCAUAACUUUGAGCAUUUACAUCGCACUGGACCUAAUGAGAACCCUAAUGAUCCUGCAAAUGGUGAAUUCUGGAAACGGCAUCGAAAAAUGGACAACGUCCUUUCGAAUACCUUCAUGUUUUUGCCAGAUCAUUUGAGACUUCCUGCUGGCCUUCGGAACAUGAAUAUCGUAUUUCUACACAUGAAUAUUCAUGCAUCGUCAAUAUGCUUGCACCAAGCUGCGAUAGUGACUGCGAACAAACACAAUAUUGCUGGCAAUAUAGUUCGUCAAAGCGAGGCUCGAUGUCUCAUGGCGGCUGAAGAGAUUACCAAUAUAAUGCGGCUGAUAUGCCACGUGGACGCCUCCAAGAUGAAUUCCUGGGUGGGAUUCUGCCUCUAUGUCGCAGCCAGUGUAUUUUUAAAGGAUCAAAAAUCGGCCAAACCGAACCCUCAAAAUAUCGUCAACAUAGAAUUCCUUCAGGCCGCAAUGUCUGCAAUUGGACUUAAACAUUCCAUCACAAAGCACUUCUCUACCCAACUUGAGCUUGACGUUGAAUCAAUCGGUCUGAAGCCCUCGAAACAUGCCGGGCCUGCAAACCGAAUGCCCAACACGCCAAUCAACGGGCUUCUAGCUGAUCGUAAUGGAGUACCAAUGACAGUUGAUAACCUCAACCAUUAUGCUAGCACGGCUGUGCCAACAUCCAGUGUUGGUGGAGAUGGUGCACAAUUUACGAUACGGCCAGGUGGUACCGUCAUGGAUUGCACUGCUUACCUGGGAAUUAAUCCAAUUCGUAGCGACAGCUCCAGUGCUGCAGAUAGUCCAAAUGACCCACAGCCUCCAUGGACUGGUUCAGCGCCUGCAAUGAAUGGACUCAAACUCAAAGCAGAUGACAGUCGAAAGAAGUCCUCUGUUGACAUUUCCGCCAGUUCGAAUUUUGCAACGCCUGAGAGCACCAGCUCAAAUAACGCGCAGUUUCCUUAUCGACAGCCUACCGAUGCUACCAGUCAGAGCAAUCCAGUUGAUAUGUUCCCUUGGGCUGAACCGAAUCCAUUCACGACUCCUAGUGAAUGGACUGCCACUGGUGCUUCAGCAGAUAAAUAUAACCUCGCAGAAGGGGUGGAGUCAUUUCUGCAAAAUAAUGGAUGGGAUCAUGAUCCUAUCAUGAAUCCCCGCUGA